UUUUUCACCAUUAUAGAGAAACAAAAAGAGCCGUCACUGUGUGUUUCUUUCUUUACAUAAAGAAAUCAACUCAAACAGAUCUGAAAAACCCAAAAUAUUUACUGUGUCACAGUAAAUAUGAGUAGCAGAGGAGGUAAAAACAGUAACAAUAAUGGAGGAAUUCCAAUUGGUUCAAAAAAGAUGAUACAAAACUUAAAGGAAAUAGUAAAUUGUCCUGAAGCUGAGAUCUAUGCUAUGCUUAAAGAAUGUAAUAUGGACCCUAAUGAAGCUGUUAAUAGGCUUCUUACUCAAGAUACUUUUCAUGAGGUGAAGAGCAAACGAGAGAAGCGAAAAGAGAGUAAGGAUACAACUGAAUCUAGGUCCUGGACUACUAGUAGCACUCCAAGCCGUGGCAGUAGGGCUGGUGGGGAACGAUAUGUUGGGCGUGGUGGAUCAGAGUCUACCAAGCCCGCUCCUGCUUACAGGAAGGAGAGUGGAUCACGUACGAACAACUUCUCUUCAACCCCUUUAAUUGCAGGAAGUAAUACAGAUAGGAGAACAACUGCCAUCAGUGAUUCUACUGGAAACGAAAGUAAAAGAUUGGCACCAGCAGCAGUUGAUGGUUAUUCAGCUGCUUCACAGCCUUCUUCUGGAUAUCAACCUACUUGGGGCGGGGUGCCAGGUCAAGUAUCAAUGGCUGAUAUUGUCAAGAUGGGUAGGCCACAAAGUAAAGUGCCUAGUGUGGCCAAUAAAUCUCACCAUACUGUUGGUGAGGUACAUCAGGAACAAAGGGAUUAUUCAUCUGCGAAUGAUGAAUGGCCUUCAAUUGAGCAGCCAUCAGCUGCUAGCCAGCCUGCUGUCUCGGUUUCAUGGCCUUCAAUUGAGCAGCCACCAGCUGCUAGCCAGCCUGCUGUCUCGGUUUCAUGGCCUUCAAUUGAGCAGCCAUCAGCUGCUAGCCAGCCUGCUGUCUCGGUUUCCGUGUCGCAUCCUGAGCUGUCUAACAUGUCUUUUGACAGAAUUGAUCAUCAAACUCAGAUGGACGAGGCUCAAGAGGCAGAUGACAGUGUGUCUAAUGAAGACAUUGGUUCUCUUUCCAGUAGAAAGUUGCAGGAGGAUAAUGCGGAUAGUGCUUCUCUCUAUGACAAUGACCUCUACGGAUAUCAGCACCAGAAUCACACUUUUGACAAUCCACAAGUUGAAGAUGUUAAUGUCUCAGUUUCAUCAGUUGCUGAAAACUUGCAACAACUAAAUGUAAAGGAUGAUCGGGCUUUACCGUCUGAUAUGGAUGGUCCAUCCGUUGUGAUUCCAGACCAUCUUCAAGUUCAAACAGCUGACCUUUCUCACCUAAGUUUUGGUAGCUUUGGUGGUGUGUCCUUUUCUGGAUCACUGGCCUCUGCCCCUGUGAAAACUAGCUUGGAAGAUUCAUCCAAAGACGCAGAUAGUUCUUCAGUUGGGCAUUUGGGCACCAGGGCCGGUGAAUACUAUGGUGAUGAGACUCUCAGAAAUGAGUCCGAUAAUAAUUUAUUCCAUAGAAAUAAUGCAAGUCCUGGAAAUUAUGAAUUGCCAGCUGCUUCACAACCAGAAUCUCUGAAAGCAGAAACUAGCGAUGGACAUUAUUCAUAUCCGUCCUCUGCUGCUGGCUAUUCAUACGAAAGUGCUCAACAAUUAAAUGCAGCAUUUAGUCAGCCACAGACUAGUUCUCAUAUGCAAAAUCUUGCUCCUUAUUCCAAUGAGACAGUCUACACAAAUUCUUUGCAGAGUAACUUGUUGGCUGCUAACAUUCAUCCUGGUCGAGAGUCUGAGCUUUCAUAUUCCCCGUUUUCAACAACACAAGCAAUGCCCACACAAUAUGGCAACUCAAUUUCAUCUAUCAGUGGUUCAACAACUUCCAUGCCUGAGGCUUUGAAGACCGUUGGUUUUUCAUCAGGAGCACAGCCUACUCAGCAGAUGCUUUCUGGAACUAAUGUCGCCACGGGACCCACAGUACCUCAACAUCUAGCCGUACACCCGUAUUCUCAACCAACGGUUCCUCUAGGAGGACCAUUUGCCAACAUGAUAAGUUACCCCUUUAUGCAUCAGAAUUAUCCAUAUAUGCCAUCUGCAUUCCAACAAGCGUUUCCUGGUAACAGCACUUAUCAUCAGUCGCUUGCAGCAAUGCUUCCCCAAUAUAAGAAUACCGUUUCCGCGAGCAGCUUGCCUCAGUCUGCCAGUGUUCCUUCUGGAUAUGGUGCUUUUGGAAAUACAAAUACUAUCCCUGGGAACUUCCCGAUCAACCCCCCUGCUGCUCCUUCUGGCACUAACUUAAGUUACGAUGAUUUAUUAAGCUCUCAGUACAAGGAUACCAAUCAUUUGAUGUCUCUUCAGCAGAAUGAGAACUCGGCUUUAUGGCUUCAUGGACAUGGUUCAAGAACAAUGCCAGCUGUUCCUGCCAACACAUAUUAUGGCUUUCAGGGACAAAAUCGUCAACAGCCGUCACAGAGCUAUGGAUCUUUGGGGGGCUACCCGCAGCAUUUCUACAAUUCUCAGGCUGGUAUCUCAUUGGAUCAACAACAGCAACAACAAAACCUUCGGGAUGGAUCGUUGGCGGGCCCACAAGUCCAGCCGAAGCAGUCUCAACAACAGAUAUGGCAAAACAGCUACUAAUCUUUACUGCCUCCUCGUUUUUCCGGGGUCUUGUAAUGAGUGUGUGAUAGUGGCCUUUCGAGCUGUUUCUGUGGAAAUAACCAUCGUUCACGAUCCCUGAAGAGACUUGACUGGCUGCUGCCCUAUGCCACGAGGCUGUACGUUUACGUGUUUAUCUCAGAGUUAAAUGUAACGUAGGAAUGUCUGUGUUAACGCAGUGCUAGUGGUCUCGUCUGUGUUUUCUUUUUAACUCUUAUUAACACGGUUAACCCCCUUUUCACCGUUUUUAAUCUAUAGUUAGAAGUUGUGUUCUGUUUCCCACUGGUAAUAUAUUUCUCAAGUAUCUGUUUUCUA
Molecule: messenger RNA, 2955 nt
Organism: Lycium ferocissimum
Lineage: Eukaryota; Viridiplantae; Streptophyta; Magnoliopsida; Solanales; Solanaceae
Product: altered inheritance of mitochondria protein 3-like
Exons: 10
Coding region: 118-2622 (834 amino acids)
Molecular function (GO): protein binding
Source: RefSeq, a predicted model, not a curated record